Centruroides sculpturatus (bark scorpion) is the source of this 828-nucleotide messenger RNA. Its product is annotated as glutamate receptor ionotropic, delta-2-like. Gene Ontology annotation, molecular function: ligand-gated monoatomic ion channel activity. Lineage: Eukaryota; Metazoa; Arthropoda; Arachnida; Scorpiones; Buthidae. The coding region runs from base 62 to 796 and encodes 244 amino acids. The record is from RefSeq and is a predicted model, not a curated record. Gene Ontology annotation, cellular component: membrane. The transcript has 4 exons.
GUUUUCCUUCAUUGCUUUCGUAAGAAACAAUUAUCUUCCGGAAAGAAAAACUGCAUGGACUAUGAAGAAUUUUACUUGGUUUCUGUUACGCAGUCUAACAUAUCAAGGAGGAAAAAUUGAUUACGAUAAAAGCACUUCAUCAAGACUUAUAAUUGGAAUUUGGUUGCUAGCAAUAACUGUUCUAAUAUCAGCAUACGGCGGGAUUUUGUUUUCAUACAUGACAUGUCCUAUUUACGAAGAGGUGCCGAAAAAUAUCGAACAAUUAGCCAUUGCAGUGAAAAACGGGGAAUAUUCUUGUGGAACAUUGUCAAAUUCGGCAUUGUCAGAGCUCAUGUUGAGGAAAAGUGAAGGAAUGGUAACAAUUUUAAGUGAGUAUAUAAGCAGUCAUCCAGAGAAAAGUUUUUCUACUUUUCAAGAAGGAGUUCAACACAUGCUACAUCAUAAAUAUGCGUAUAUCACGUCAGCAUAUUUUUUCGCUACCUUAAAAAUGAGAGCAAAUUCAUUUGUCAUUUUCGAAGAUUUAUUCAUGUCUUAUUCAAUUGCAUUUCCAAUGAAGAAGAAAUUCAAGUUUAAGAAGAAAUUUAAUAAAAUGUUGCAAAGAUUAGUAGAUGCUGGAAUCUACGAAAAGUUGCUGAAGGAGGCGAAACAAACCCCAGGAGUCAAUUACGCUGGACUCCAUCAUCCUCUUUCUAUUGACGAUAGCAUGAGUGCUUUCAUUCUGUUAAUUUCUGGCUAUGUAAUUUCUAUCUUAAUUUUCUUUGUUGAAUUGCUAAGAAAACAACGAAAUUUGGAAUAAAGUUUAUAAAUACAGUAGAGCAUCGAUUAUCU